Messenger RNA from Hemibagrus wyckioides, 8009 nucleotides. RefSeq names its product tet methylcytosine dioxygenase 2 (gene tet2). The record is from RefSeq and is a predicted model, not a curated record. Gene Ontology annotation, molecular function: DNA 5-methylcytosine dioxygenase activity. NCBI's taxonomy places the organism in Eukaryota, Metazoa, Chordata, Actinopteri, Siluriformes, Bagridae. Gene Ontology annotation, biological process: positive regulation of transcription by RNA polymerase II; oxidative demethylation; myeloid cell differentiation. The coding region runs from base 446 to 5704 and encodes 1752 amino acids. The transcript is spliced from 10 exons. Gene Ontology annotation, cellular component: nucleus.
AGGGAAGGAGGGAAAGAGGGAGCAGAAACUCGGCCCUUUGUGUGCUGGAGGUUCAGCCGAGAUAGAGACAGAGAGAUAUUUCUGCUGUUUGUAGUCUCCAAUCUUCAGCCACCUUCACCCUGACACACACUUUAUACACUCACACACACACGCGCUGGUGCAUGGAUGCAGGCGUCGUCGACGUGCUCUGGGUUGCGUGAGCGCGUCUGAGUGUGUGUGCAUCUGAGCGUGUGUGUGUGUGUGUGUGCGUGUGUGUGAUGAGAGCGGACGUCAGAGCAGCCCAUGAAUAUUGAAACGGAGGACAGUCUCUUUCAUCGAGGACAGAAGGAAGCAAGAUGGCGGCCCUGUAGGACCUGGUUAGGAUCUAGAACGCUUUUACGGCACUCGGAGGGAACAAGGGGAAAAAAGGAAGCAGAGACUUUUGAAUGGACUCAGAGCAGGCCAGAUGGAAACAGAACAAGCCAGGCAUGAGACGGAAGAAAGUCUGAUACACACACAGCUUAGUGCCCUCCACCAGGUAUCUGCAAAGCUGCAGAAUGGAAACCAGUCACCUGACACUAGCCCACAGCAACUUAACGGGGAUACCAGUUGGAGCAAUUUCAAGCCAGUGAAACGACCCCGGGACAACUGUUCUAGCCCAGUCACCAUGUAUGAUCAGGGCCUAUAUAAGAUAAAUGGUGAGGUGAAGCACGCACUAAACGAACAGUCAUUAGUGGCCCUUCCCCAACCCAAAAAGCUCUGUGUUAAUUCAGAGACAGCUAGUCCAUGGGAGCAGAAAGAGACAGACACAGAAGGAUGUUUAGACACAAUCCCUGGCCUGAGCAAGCCUGUACCAGACAGAGAAAAUUAUCCCAAUGGGGACAUCUUUGCAUUAUCAAGGAACAAGCAGGUGCCAACGCCCAAUGGUGCUGCUGUAACUCCACCUUCAGUGGAAGGUUCUGCUGGUGGCCUCUUUGAGAAAACUCAGUAUUACCCAAACCAUAUGCCCACAACACAAAACACCAGCAAUCUUCAUGAGCAGGCUAUCUCUUCACCUUCAGUUACCUCAGGUUGUUCUAUUUUGGCUCAGAUGCCUGCCUCUGAGCCACUUGCCAGGACACCAUCAGAAGUGCAUGGCAGGAAUGGCUAUGAUCCAGAGUUCAUGGUGAAUGGGUACUCUGGAAAUUUUGGUGCAGAAGAGCAGCAUCAACCUCUGCCUUACACUCUCACUGACCUCCAAGCUUUGGAAAAACAACCGCAAUGUGAUUUGGGAAAAGGGCCAAGAUUGGCCUCAACAGUAGGCAUCAGUGAUGGUUCACAAGCUCAAAAUGGCACAGACAGUUUUGCCAGCAACCCAGUGAGUUUAAGCAUGUCUUACCCAAUGCCAGUACAGGCUGAAGCUGCUGGCACAUUUGCUUCAUUCAAAAACUCCGCCACUGAUCAGAAGCCCAGCACUGUUACAGGCCAGCAGCACUUACAAUAUGGGAUACAACCGCACCAGUCAGAUGUUUCCUGCUCAGCUGAUGGCAGCCUGCAGGGCAAUGGAGUCUCUGUUUCUCCUCAUGCGAAAGUUCAGGUAGCUCCAAAACAGAGUAACGAGUUGGAACACAAACCACCUCCCCCAGACCAGGGAGGAGAUGUAGCUUCUGACACUCAGAUGGGCUGGAUCAAUUUGAACUCUACUCCAAAUUCACAGCACCAGGCCAACCAGGCACACAUGUGGAAGGGCCUUCCUUCAAAUGAGAACACAGCCAGACUGAUCAAGGGUGAUCUGCUUAAUCCUGACACCUCCCAUAGCUUUCAGAUGCAGGCCUUCAACCAACAGCAAGAGGGUCACAUAGAAAAUGGCUAUAAGCUUCCUGCACAAUCUCACCCUAAUACUACCACAGAGUGCCAGAGUCAGACACCUAAAACUCUCUCUGAUAUGCACACACAGCCCAACAUGCACAUCAACAAUGUCCAUCCCCAACAGCAUAUGAAUGAGCAGUUUUUCCUCCCAGUGCAGCAAGAGCAAUUAUGCAAAAAUGAUCAAAACCUAGGGCAGGUACUACCUCCUGACUUUGUGCAUCAGCUACCUUCACAGCCCCACCAGCAAUAUGAAGCCCACCAGCAGCAAGCCAGCACCAUCAUGCAUCAUGAUCCACAGGGUCUCAAAAUGGUGUUACAGAACCCCGCUCAGGGUCAGGUGAAUUCCAACCUCCCACAUACACACACUAUGGAAGGCUACACACAGGCAGAAAUAUCAUCCCCAACAUACAGGCAACCUAAAACAAUAGGUAAUGUGCAGAAUGGAUCCACUCCACCUGCACCACCGAGCCUCCCUUUUCCCGAUCAGCGCAACUCACAGCCUUCACCUAAUGACAUAUCAUCCAUGUUUAGAUUUGAUGGAGCAGCAGAGAUGCAAAAGCAGCCCCAGAGACGAUAUACCCCAUCUCCAAGUGCCCAACAUUCUCAGCAGCUUGUUAAACAUACGCUGCCCGGAAACAUGGACUUUCAUCACUCACCACAUGCACAAUUGCAACUUCAGGUACCAGAUGGUAGACAGAUACCAGCCCAGAUGUUUCCCAAAGCUGAAUCACAGGAAUCCUGUUCGCAAUUCCAGAGAGGACCCCUUCCAAGCCCAGGUCCACAAGGGGACUUCCAGAGGCAUGCAGCCCUGCGAAUGCAUCUAUUACAAAAGCAGGAAAGGCCAAGCUGCCAGCAGAGCCCCAACAUGAUUAGACCUGACCUGCAGCUUGUUAAACGUGAGAAUGACCCAAGAUUUGAGGACCCAAUCCAAAUGCCACCUCCACAAACACAGCAUCAGGAUCAAGCCCUGACUGCAAGCAUGCUGGAGAGAGUAAAACAGGAAAGGCCAUCUUCAACCUGCUCACAGAGCCAGCAUAAGAGCAUCCUGGCCACCAUGGAGCAGCAGUUACAACAGUACCAGCCUUCCCCUGUGUUUGAGAGAAGGUCUCUAUCCAUCAAGUCCCCUAACAAAGUGAAAGUGGAGAUGGCUGGAGGUGUGGCAGUGUUAUCUACCAAUAUUGAAGGAAUUAAGGGGGAUCAUUGUAAACCUCCUGCUUCUACUCCCAAAAAAGAGCCAGGGCUGCAGUGUUUUCUGGAGUCACCCAUGAAACUGCUAGAUACUCCCAUCAAAAACCUGCUGGAUACACCCCUUAAAACUCAAUAUGAGAUUCCUCCUUGUCAUUGUGUUGAGCAAAUCAGUGAAAAAGAUGAAGGCCCAUAUUACACUCAUCUGGGAGCCGCUCCAAAUAUCAAGGGUAUCCGAGAAAAGAUGGAGAAGAGGUCUGGCCUGAAUGGCAGUGCUAUUAGGAUUGAGAAAGUGCUAUAUACAGGCAAGGAAGGCAAGAGCACGCAGGGUUGCCCCAUUGCUAAAUGGGUAAUACGUCGAGCCAAUGUGGACGAGAAGCUCCUGGUAGUGGUACGAGAGCGGGCUGGUCACACUUGUGAAACAUCAUGCGUUGUCGUAGUAAUUGUGAUAUGGGAGGGAAUACCAACAACCAUGGCCGACCGUCUCUACAUGGAACUUAGUGAUACACUGACGAAACAUGGUGCCCUGACUAAUCGCAGAUGUGCACACAAUGAAGAGAGAACAUGUGCAUGUCAGGGUCGAAACCCUGAUGCCUGUGGUGCUUCCUUUUCCUUUGGAUGCUCCUGGAGUAUGUACUACAAUGGCUGCAAGUUUGCCCGGAGUAAAAUCCCAAGAAAAUUCAAAUUGCUUGGCGAUGAUCCCAAAGAGGAAGAAAAACUGGAGAGUAAUUUUCAGGCCCUUGCUACUUACAUAGCUCCGCUGUAUAAGAAAAUGGCACCUGAUGCUUAUAGCAAUCAAGUGGAGCAUGAACACAGAGCUCCAGACUGCCGUUUGGGUCUCAAAGAAGGCCGUCCAUUUUCUGGAGUCACAGCGUGUCUAGACUUCUGUGCCCAUGCCCACAGAGAUCUCCACAACAUGGCAGGAGGUAGUACUGUGGUCUGUACACUAACACGAGAGGACAAUCGUGAGAUUGGAAAGAUUCCUGAAGAUGAACAACUGCAUGUGUUACCACUGUACAAGCCUGCAUCCACUGAUGAGUUUGGCAGUGCUGAGGCCCAGCUGGAAAAAACAAGGACUGGAGCCAUCCAGGUGCUUAGCACAUUCCGGCGGCAGGUCCGUAUGCUAGCAGAGCCAGCCAAAUCCUGCCGGCAAAGGAAACUAGAGGGCAAAAGAGGUGGAGCUAACAAAACCUCUAACCUCAGCACAUCCAAUUCCAAGGUAGACAGCAACCAGCAAUCAAAGCAACAGAAACAAAGCUCUUGUGACAAUGUGGGCCAUAACACACCUGCAGCAGGUGCACAUCUGAGUCACAUGGGUGCCCCCCACCUGCCUGGUCAGAACCCUGUAGCUGCCCAAAACCAGCCUCACCAGCAGAAUCUGCAGUCACAACCCAGCACUUCUAUGCCUUUCUCCAGUUCAACAUCCUCUGCUAACUACCCAAGAUACCCCAACACACCAGGAUCCCUCCAGAGCACUUCUAAACCACCUAAUAUGUUUUCUCAGUCCCCCAGAUCAGCCAGCCCUUAUCAUUCCCCUUUACCAGUCGCCAAUUCCUACAUGAAUGGGUCAAACCCACCAAGCCCUUACCCUGGAGCACUAACUCCCAACAACCUCUAUUCAAGUUACCAGUGUAAUGGGAGUAUUCCCUUGGACAACUACCACCCUUACUACUCCAAUCCAAAGCAUCUGGACAUGUACAGACAGCAAAGACCAUCUCUGUACCCUGAGCAACAAUUCAACCCUCAGCAGCGGUAUGGCAUGAAUUACCCACCGCGCUAUGGGGAGCCGGUCCUGCCCAUCAAUGGAUAUGGCAAUUGUAACAUGAGACCAAACAUGCACCCCAUGGGACACUAUCCCGGAUACAGCUCAAAUGGGGGACCUAAUGUCCAGUUUCUAGAUGCUAUCUCCAGACCUAAUUUAGCUCACCCAAGCCUGGACUAUGCAGCUGCAAAUAAAUCUAGUCAUUUAGGCAGAUACCCUAAUCCCUACCUGGUCCAGAAUCAUCAUUUGUUCCCUCAAAAUAUGGACCCACUAAGUAUGCAAAAGCCAGAGAUGAAUCUCCAUGGGGCAAACAGCUUCCCUCAGGUGCUUCCUUCUGUAGGCAGGGAAGGCAUGAACCCCACCCAAACUCAAGGUAUGAGUCUGCCCAAUGGAAACAUCCCACCCUCUUUGGUCAAACAAGAGCCAGGAAAUGCAAUGCCCGCAAGUCAAGAGGAAGAGGAGGAUGCGUGGUCGGACAAUGAGCACAACUUUCUGGAUCCAGAGAUUGGUGGUGUAGCAGUGGCACCCAGCCAUGGCUCAAUUCUCAUAGAGUGUGCAAAGCGUGAGUUACAUGCAACCACACCGCUCAAGAAGCCUGACCGCACCCACCCUACCCGAAUCUCACUGGUUUUCUACCAGCACAAGAACCUGAAUGAGGCUAAGCAUGGACUAGCUUUAUGGGAGGCCAAGAUGGCAGAAAAAGCACGUGAGAAAGAGGAGGACGCUGAGAAGCAUGGCACAGAUGGAACACCAGUCAAGAGUGGUGGCAAGAGGGUCAAGAAAGAACACCCAGAACCUUCUGAGCCACCAUACAAACGUUUUGUCCAGAUGCUUGCUGAAAAGUCACUGUCCUUCACAACCAACACUUAUGUCAGCUCAGCUCCCUAUGCCUUUACUAAGGUCACUGGGCCUUACAGCCACUUCCUGUAGGGAUCAGCUUAGGUUUACAUCAUCAUCAGUGUGUCGGAAUUGUGACAAGGUGCUAAAAGGUGCUAAAAUAUUGCUUUUCAGACCUCAGUGCCACUGGCUGUAUUAACCCCAGAGACCUUGAAGCUUCUGUGAGGCAAGAGAAGACAGAUCCACACUAUGGGAACAUGUGAAAUGUACAAUAGAUCAACAAGAGGUAAAAAGGUUUAGCUUUACUGGUUGACCCUCAUAAAAAAAAAAUUAUUUAUUGCAUUGUUACUCGCACUGUUCUUCUUCUUUGGUGCUUCACAACAUCUGGAUGUCCAUUACUGGAAAUAUCUUUAAUGGCUUUAAUUUUACAGUUUUGGUAAACCUAAAGGUAAAAUUCUGGUGUAAAACACUGAUUCGGUGGCUAAUCAUGUUCAUGGUGCUAAGUGAAGAACGUGUUAAAUGUACACUUUGAGUUUAAAAAAACAAAACAAAACAAAAACUUUAUCUUUACCUCUCAUGUACCAAGCAAUUAUUUUCAUGAUUGGUAGCAAUUACAGGAACGAUUUUGUUAGUGUUUUUAAAGCACUUUUAAUUAUGAGGGUAUGAUUAGUUGACCCUCUGAUAAUUAUUUUCAGGAUUUUAUUCAGUUUUGGAAAUCAAUCAAAUUCUGCAAAAUGACCAUUAUUAUAAUAUUAAUAUUAUUAUUUUUUUUACAAGUGCAUAUUUACCUGGUGCUUUUAUGGUUUCACAGUCCACUAGACGUGUUUUAUAUUUACUGUAUAUUGAGCCAUUAUCAACAUAACUUGUUUUUUCCAAGACAAAGCACAGGAAUAGGCAAAAGAAUCCUGCUACGCAAAUGUCUGCAAUGAGUUUUAGAAACAUAUGCAUCGGGUUUGGGAUUGUUUGUGUCUUUAGCAGUUUUAGCGUAUCCUUAUUGAACAGGGUGUAGUGCCACCUUUUGGUCAUUUUCAGUUUCCAAGGCAGCUGGCUUGCUGUAAAGGGGAUCCUUUCAUUACUGUAAUCUAGUUGUAUCAUAAAAAAAGGUGAGAUUUGUACAGUAAAUUAAUUUCUCUCUUUUUUUUUUCCUAAAAUGAUUUUAGAUUUUAGUACUGUAAAAGAGAGUCAAAUUUCUUGUGGGUUAUUCGUAAAAUGGUGCUACUUGGUGCUACUAAAAACGUAUAAUGUGAGAAUCUCUAUGCGUGGUGAGAAGGUUUAUGAAUGAUGUACAGAACCUAUGUGUCAUAUACCUCAAAACAUUUUUGGCAAUAGGAUUUACUAUACCAAGGUGUCUUCAUUUUCUUUUUCCCAUUUCUUUUUUUAAUUUUAUUUGUAUUUCAAACUACGAAUUUCACAAAUGUUUAGGUCAGCGCAACACUUUGCUCACUUGCUUUUGUCACACUUGAUCUACUAGAAAGUGUUACUUGAACUUCAAGCUUCAAAAUUUCUACAUAAAAUAAAAUAAUCAGGGAUAUUUCUGCUAAUUUCACACAUCACUUUGUCGUCAUCUCUCCUUCAGGGAUUAAUUUUUGCAUCCUGAAUCCCAUGUAUAUAGCUCAAACACACACUCAAAAAAAAAAACAAAAAAAACAUCUUUUUAAAAAAAAUAAAAUAAAAUAAAUAUAUAAUAAAUUAGCAUUUUUGUACUUAUGUUUUUGUGGAUAGUGUUUAGAAGUACAACAAUAUGCACUGAGUUGACUAAAGGGAAAGUAUGGCUUUGUCAAAGUAAAAUUCACCUUCAUAAAAUUAAAAAAUAAAAAGUUAUAAAUUUAUUUAUAACCACUAAACGUUUAUUUUAAUCCCUCACUACAAGUUAAAUGUGACCAGGCAAGACUCGGUUUCUGAAAGCACUUCGAUUAUUUUUCAGAAAAUUAUAAAUUCAAGUAAAUGAAAAUGAAAAUUAAACAAGGUUACUGUAAAAAAAUAAACAUGAUUGUAUAUACGAUGCGUCUUCAAUGCAAGAAGCACUAAUGCUUUUGGAAUUAUUGUUUAUUUUAAAUCCAGCUACUUCAUAAGAAGGUAGAAGUAACUGACAGAAGCAACCGAUAGCAGCAGGCAGAUUUAACCCUUCCAGUCAAAAAUACAGCAUUUAUUAACUGUAAAUAAAUUUAUUUAACACAACCUGAUAAAUAAUAAUGCUCAGGAUGCCAUGAGCUGCAUUCAUCUAAUUCAUCUAACACGUGACUGACUACAGCAGAGCGUCUGAUACAGAAGCUGCACUAGUUCAUGCAUUGAUUAAGCUCUGCUGCAGCAUCGCUUCAAACACUCAGUUCAAUCCACUGAGACACUCGGUGAACAGUGAAAUCCUGAAAGUCUGAGAACACUGUGAAUAAAAAGAAAA